CAGGCUGUUUGGCUGUAACUUACGGAGAUAGACCACAUGUGUGCAGCCCUCGCGUUCAGAUCAAACGGAACCCCUCUCCCUUCGUCAGUAAUCAAGGAGGUACUCGAACACAUUAAACAUAUUAAUCCUAAUACCCCCACGAUCACGACUAAACAUCUGGCGGAGGUUGUGUACUUUACCAUUCAAGAGGAGGAAUAUGUGUGGUGGUUGCGGGAAGGAAGUGGCGGGCUGGUGGGCGCUGGUAGUGUUGCUGCUGACUAGGGUGACCACGGCGGCGGCGACGACGGAGGACAAGACGGGGGUGGUUAGGUUCUCGCCGGCGGAUUUGCUGAAGGUGGUGGAUGGCACCAACCACCUGGUUACUUGGUUCACUAACGUUACAGUCACCGUGGAUCGUGUGGCAGCCUACGUGGUGGACCAGUUUGUGUCAGAGGUGAGGGGAAUCGGGGAGCCCAUGCAAUGUACUCCAGAGAACGACAACCUGGUGGCCUGUAGCAACGUGACCUACUACGGCGAGGUGAACAUUACCGCGCUCUACCUGGGUUUCAGUAACCUACACGUGGUACUUUAUGACGAGAACAAUCAGACGGUAGCAGAAGGGGUGAUGGAGAUGGCAGUGGUGUUGAGAGACCAGAACAUAACUCUCAUCUAUACGUACAUCUCCUCAGCAUUGGCUAUCAUUGCCUACUUCAUCAUGGGAGCCUCUGUCGACUUCAAGAUUAUCAAAGGCAUUACCAAGAAGCCAGUCGGUCCAGCCAUAGGAGCCAUUUCCCAGUUUGUUAUCAUGCCUAUGAUCUCCUUCGGGCUGGGUGUCCUACUCUUUCCAAACGAACCCUACCUGCGUCUCGGACUGUUCCUGAGCGGCAGUUGUCCAGGGGGCGGCUCCUCUAACAUGUGGACAUACUUGUUGGGUGGAUCCCUCGAUCUCUCAAUCUCUAUGACAACCAUCUCUACCAUCUUCUCCUUCGGCACCGUACCUCUAUGGGUGCUCCUGCUGGGUCCAGUAAUAAUGAAAGGUGUGGACUUUGUUAUACCUUACUCGGACAUAGCCAUUACCAGCGCCACUCUCAUCUUACCCUGUCUGAUUGGUAUGGUUGUCCAGUACUUCAUACCAAGGAUCAACGUGUACGCCAAGAAGGUGUUGACAGGGUUUGCACUGUUCAACUUGGCAUUGCUAUUCUCAUUCGGUACUUAUGCCUAUAGGUACAUCUUCUAUUUCUUCAACUGGCAGGUGGUAGGGGCGGGACUAUUGCUCCCGACACUGGGCUUCACUGGUGGUCUGAUCUUUGCUUUGAUACUCCGUCAGCCCGUCGCCAGUGCCAUAGCUAUCAGUGUGGAGACGGGCGUGCAGAAUGUUGUCAUUGCCAUCAUUAUCUUACAGCUCACGCUCUCCUCUCCUAACGGGGAGCUAUCUGCUAUCAUCCCGGCCUCCUGCACACUGUUCUUCCCGCUCCCUCUUGCCCUCUGGCUUCUCACCAAAACGAUUUACGACAGGGUCAAGCGAAGCCGCAACCCUGACCUUCCAUCCUCCUCUGGGACCGACCUCAAGGAGCUUCCCAACGGCGUCAAAGACAUUGAAAAAAACGGGAAAAUGGAGAAGAGCACCACCAAGGUCCCCGUGAGUACUGGUGGAGGCGUCGACAACCUGGCAGCGGACCUGAAGGAUGAAGUAUAAUGAUGACUGGUACUCGUCCCCCCUCACAGCUCACUUCCACACACUACAUCAGUUAUCUCCAAAAUAGUUCCUCAUAAUUAUCUCCAAAGACGACAGAAGUUUUACCUCCUUAUGUUACAACUUUAAUUAGAUUCACUGUUGGGCGAGAGAAAGUUCACUAAUACUUGUUGUAGUUGUUUAUUAUACAACUCUCUCAUGGAGGCUAUCCUCACAUGUAGUGUACUUCAUCUCUCGCACGGAUUCAUCUGUUCAUCAUGUGUAGAUUUGCAUUUUUUUUCGGGAUCACCUGAACAUUACAAUUAUACACCAGUUUAUUUUACCUAGUUGAAUAUCCUAACGUAACGUAACGUAACUUCCCCAGCGAGACGAUGAGAUUGGUUCAUCUGAGGAGAUAGCUGUUGUGUCUAAUAUGAAGAUGAUCCACUUUCAUCAAGUUACGUGCUCUGAAGUCUUUAACCUCUUUUUCAUACGUCAAAAUAACAAAAGUAUUUAUAAUUUUAUCUUUAUUUACGUCAGUGAUAUACUCAGCCUUAGGGGCCAUUAAGUUUAUUUUAAUAUUAUAUAACGCUCUCUACAUAAUGACACACACACAUAUAUUUAAUAAUUCUUAUAUUGUAUACAUAUAAAAUAAUCUAACUAUACAGAAAUGAAAGUCUGUUAUAUCGAGGGUCCGUUAGAUAUAAAAAUAAAACAUCUAACGGAUUAUAUGAAGAUAAAAAUCCGUUGUAUGGAGGUUUUUCACUAUUCUGAAGACUUUACGAGGAGGACUCUCUCACACAAGUAUUUUUGACGACCGCAACACCAACGCUCCCUCACUUAAGCCAGCAAGGUCCUCUACCCCUCAUGUGACCUCUGUUAUCGUCUCCUUGAUUCUCAUAUUGUCCGAAUUACAUUAUUACACUAUUUAAGUAUUUUAAGAGGAUUCUAAUUAUAUUAAAUGCAAGUCAGUCUCCUGUUAUAGGUUAAAUGUAGACUCCGAUCUUCUAUUGUGUGCAAGAUGUAGGAUCUAACCUCCUAUGGAGUGCAAGCUCUAGGAUCUGAUCUAUGGAAUGCAAGUUGUAGAAUCAGAUCUCCUAUUGCGUAUAAGAUGUAAAAUAUAGCAUCAUUUGUGCAUGUGAAGUGCCUUUUUUCCUCUCCCACCACAAACCUCAAGUGCCAAAUACACAAUAGUUAGAUAAUUUCUUUUCUUGGCACAAUAUUACUGUAUAAACGAACACUUACUUACAGCCUCUAAGAACACACACACACGCAAGUUGGGGUUUGUGGCAAUAAACAAGAAGAUUUA
Molecule: messenger RNA, 2960 nt
Organism: Homarus americanus (American lobster)
Lineage: Eukaryota; Metazoa; Arthropoda; Malacostraca; Decapoda; Nephropidae
Product: ileal sodium/bile acid cotransporter-like
Exons: 11
Coding region: 197-1675 (492 amino acids)
Cellular component (GO): membrane
Source: RefSeq, a predicted model, not a curated record